UUUCUGACCAGAGAUGGCGCUAUUGAGUAUAUAUUUUGUUUUAGUCCCGUUUCCCUCCAUGGUUUCUCCUCUCCGCGGGUAACUUGGCGUUUGGCUCAGUUCAUUAUACAGUCCCAUAUUCUUCCUCCAUUAGGGCAUCUCUCUGCCUUUGGACUGAAUAUAAAUUACACCGACACCCAAGAGAAAAGUUCACUUUCGUAGGGCGAGAUGGACAUGAAAAAGAGGAUCCACUUGGAACUAAGAAACAGGACACCAUCUGAUGUACGAGAACUUGUCCUGGAUAACUGCAGAUCAAAUGAAGGGAAAAUCGAAGGUCUCACAGCAGAAUUCGUCAAUCUGGAAUUCCUCAGUUUGAUAAACGUUGGCCUAAUCUCAGUCUCCAACCUUCCCAAACUUGGGAAACUCAAAAAGUUGGAACUCAGCGACAACAGAAUCUCUGGUGGCCUUGACGUGCUAGCAGAGAAACUCCCCAACCUCACACAUCUAAAUCUAAGCGGGAACAAACUGAAAGACAUCAGCACGUUGGAACCUUUGAAAAAGCUGGACAGCCUGAAGUCUCUGGACCUGUUCAACUGUGAGGUGACCAACCUGAACGACUACAGGGAGAGUGUGUUCAAGCUGCUCCCUCAGCUCACCUACCUGGACGGGUACGACGUGGAGGACCGAGAGGCAUCCGACUCGGACGGAGAGGUCGACGGUGUGGACGAUGACGAUGAUGAGGAAGAUGAGGAGGGAGAGGAGGAAGACUUUGAUGAGGAGGAUGAUGACGAUGAAGAGGGAGUAGAAGGAGAGGAGGAAGAUGAGGUCAGCGGCGAUGAGGAGGAGGAAGACGUUGGCAUUGAUGGUGAAGUUGAAGAUGAGGAUGAUGAGGACGACGAUGAAGAGGAAGUUGUGGCUGUCAAAGGCGAGAAGAGAAAGCGAGAACCCGAUGAUGAAGAUGACGAUGAUGAUGAUGACGACGAGGACGACGAUUAAGAGCAAAAAACAAGAGCCUGUCAAGUUACCAACCCCUUCCCUCUCCACCCUUACACCCUGCCUACGCCACGUCUCUCCCCCAGCUUUGAGUCCCCGUGUGGGGAAAGACUGUACCGGAUGGGUGGUCCGAGUGGAGCUGCCUGCUCCCGAUGGAAUCGAGAGCCAUUCCCAAGGUUCUCAAGCAGCGCACCACUCCGCAUUCUACAAUUUCACUGUCAACUCCCCCUUUAUGUAUACCUGUGUGAGGACUUUGGGACUGGUAUCUAGUUUUGGGUCUGUGCUUUUAAUAUUUUGUUGGAUGAACUCUGAAUUUAUAUUUUAUGUUGUUGGUUUUAUUAUUUCUUCCCCCUCUUCUUUUGUCUUUGUUUUAUUUUCCGUUCCUUAUUCCCCCCACAAUAAAAGUAUUGCUAUAGCAGCUGUGUGAUGAGCGAGCUAUGAUUUUUGUGGCCGCCUGUUGCACAAAUCAAGGUUGUAGCUACAUUUUUACUUCCUGUAUGACCAAACUACUUUGUAAAUAAAAUGUUACAAUUUUG
This is a messenger RNA of Salmo salar (Atlantic salmon), 1508 nucleotides long. RefSeq names its product acidic nuclear phosphoprotein 32 family member B (gene anp32b). Gene Ontology annotation, cellular component: nucleus. Gene Ontology annotation, biological process: regulation of apoptotic process. NCBI's taxonomy places the organism in Eukaryota, Metazoa, Chordata, Actinopteri, Salmoniformes, Salmonidae. The record is from RefSeq and is a predicted model, not a curated record. Gene Ontology annotation, molecular function: histone binding.